CGCCUCUUCGAUUUCGAUAGAGUUCACGCUUGCAGCGGCCAGCCGUCAAUGCGAACCACCAUCCAGAGGCUCUUCUCCGCCUCCCUCUCACGCACACGGCCCUUCACCGUUCUCGCCAUCGAGACCUCUGCGGACGACACUGGCGCAGCCAUCCUCACAUCCAAUCGCGACAUCCUCUCCAAUGUCGUGGUGAAGCAAAACGCGCUGCAUGAGCAGUGGGGCGGUAUACAUCCUUAUGUCGCCGUCCAAGCUCAUCAGGCCAACUUGCCAGGUGCGAUCCGGCGAGCGUUGGACGAGGCAAAUAUGCAAGUCGCCGACGUCGACGGUAUCGCGUACACGCGAGGUCCAGGCAUGACAGGAUGUCUCGGUAUAGGCGCCGCAUCUGCCAAAGCCCUGUCCAGCGCACUCAACAAACCUCUCGUCGGUGUGCAUCACAUGCAAGCCCACGCUCUGACCGCUUCUCUCACAUCCCCGCCACACCAACGCCCCAUCUUUCCCUACCUCACCCUCCUCAUCUCCGGCGGCCACACCAUGCUCCUCCUCUCUCAUUCGACCACAUCCUUCCGUAUCCUAGCGAACACGCCGGACGAGAGCAUAGGACGCGUCUUUGAUAAAGUCUCGCGUAUGCUCCAGCUUCCUUGGUCAACUUAUGGCCCGGGUGCCGCUCUCGAGGAUUUCUGUCUCACCGGCCCAUCUGAGCCCGCCGAAGACCAUUCAGCCAGAGAUAGAGAUGCAGAUGAAGCUGGAAUACCGCAACUGUCCGUUCCAGCGCCUAAUAGACUGAUGUUCUCCUACUCGGGCCUACACAGCGCCGUCGAACGGUUCAUUACCUCCAAGGGCGGAGCCGACCACAUCGACGAAAGCACGAAGAGGGCGUUGGCCAGGCGGUUCCAGAAGGUCGCUUUUGACCAGAUCGUGGAGAAGGUGCUGUUGGGGCUGAGGAGGUGUCAUAAGGCGGGGAUUGAGGUGGGGCAUUUGGUUGUGAGUGGGGGCGUGGCGAGUAAUCGGAAUUUGAGGGAAAGACUGCUGGACAUCACGAAACGCUCCGCUGAAUGGCGUGGCGAGACAAAACCUAUGCAACUCGUAUUCCCUCCGCCACAUCUAUGCACAGACAACGCGGUGAUGAUUGGGUGGGCGUCCAUGGACCGUUUCUUGGCGGGGGACUACGACACAGAUUAUUCGUUGCCUAUACAGUCGAAAUGGAGCCUCGAGGAUCUAUCGGACGAGCCAUUACCGCCGUUUUGGGACGAGGAGCUUGUAAUUGCUGAUCAGGGUUCAAAAGCCUCAGCCGCAGAAGUCGAUUGAGAGUGCUCAGAGUCAGACGAUCACGCUCACCCGCAAAUUUAUUAUACAUUCGCCGUAAUCACUGUAGUAGUCAUGCUAAUAACACCU
Messenger RNA from Stereum hirsutum FP-91666 SS1, 1392 nucleotides. RefSeq names its product glycoprotease. Bases 49 to 1305 code for a protein of 418 amino acids. The record is from RefSeq and is a predicted model, not a curated record. The transcript is spliced from 7 exons. Gene Ontology annotation, cellular component: mitochondrion. NCBI's taxonomy places the organism in Eukaryota, Fungi, Basidiomycota, Agaricomycetes, Russulales, Stereaceae. Gene Ontology annotation, biological process: mitochondrial tRNA threonylcarbamoyladenosine modification.